AUGUUCAACCACUAUGUUGGACAAGGGCCCAAAUUAAGCAGAGAUCACAACAAUGGCCCCAAACAGCAAUGGGCCAAUUCUGACGGACACCACGAUAAAAAACGUGGUGGAAGACAAUCGAGCAAGGCACAGUCGCAGGAACAAGAGUCUGCCAACGAAGACUUGUUAGAUGAAGAAUUGUCAGACAAGGCAAUGGAGGAACUUGGAGAGUCCGACUCGUCUCGUCUCAAGUCACCAGCCCCAAGCCAGGAGAACGAUGCAAGUAGUUUCCUACCAACUGGUGCAUUUGGAUGUGGAUUUUGA
This is a messenger RNA of Fusarium venenatum, 303 nucleotides long. NCBI's taxonomy places the organism in Eukaryota, Fungi, Ascomycota, Sordariomycetes, Hypocreales, Nectriaceae. The record is from RefSeq and is a predicted model, not a curated record.